AAGUGAAACACCUGCAAGGCCGGAUUGUAAAUAUUGUGACACAACAUAGUGACCCAUUGGUGUCGGUGUCGUAGAAGCAAAACAAUUAAACACAAGACAAGAAGAACGCAAUUUAAAUAAUUAAUCAUUUGUACUGUACAUUCGAAAUACUGUCAAAUUCGGGUCAGUAACAUCUGCAGGGUGUUGGACAAAAAAAGAAAAAAGAACACAAACACGAUCAAAUGGAUAGAAGAAAGAAAAUGUAUCAUGCAAGAUCUCACUGACUGAUCAAAAACACAAUUGUUUACGUAUGACGUGUUUCUCUACCAGGAAAUACAAUAUCAGUCAAGCAGACAUGGAGAAAAUAGUGAGGAUAGCCAUUAGGCAGUAAAUCUGGUAAAGCGGAAAUCCCCAGUCAUCGGAGAUGAGCAAGGAUAUCUCCAUUCACAGUUGGCCAUGCUCGUACUACGUAAGCAACGAAAAGCGAUGGGUCUGCGGCACCUUGUCCUUGACUCCGAAGUCUCUAAGGUUUACAUCCAGCAAGGAUGGAGAGAACCUGGCCAGCUUCAGGCUCUUCAGAAUCAGUGAGAUAAAGAAGGAGUCUUCCAGCUUCAUAUUCAGCUCUCUCACUAUCACGGAAGGGAACGUCAAGCACUGGUUCAGCUCCCUGCAGCCCAGCCGGGCGGUGGUGUUCAAUGUGCUCGAGCACUUCUGGAGGGAGCAGCUGCUGGGCUCUGGAGCUGCUGCUGGGGUGGAGGCCUCUGAGAGCCAGACUAGCAAAGGGAAGGAACUGAUCAGGCUGGUGUCUGGCUCUCAGAAGAGACUGGAGGACACUGGGAAAGUGCUGCACCACCAGGGGGAGCAGUUUGACAACAUCAUGGUGGGGCUGAACAAAAUUGAAUCUGAUUCAGAUGUGGCGGACAAGUUGCUCUCCGAGUUGGAGUCCCCCCCUUGGUGGCCCUUUGGUAAACUUCCUUGGAGAAGCCAGCAGGAAGCGAAAAUCCAGCAUGAGGCCUCUGCCUCUGCCUCUGCCUCUGCCUCUGCCUCUGCUUCUGCCUCUGCUAAAAAGGGCCCUGGGAAAGAAGGUGUCAUUACUAAAGUUCCAGUGAUCUUCUCUAAAGGCGAGGACUUAAACCUCAAACCAGGGAAACUAACAGUGCUGGUUUCAGCCUUGGAGAUCAGUGACUCUAGCUCUCAGCACGUGCACAGAUACCACAGGGAGGAGGUGGACGAUAUCCGGGUUCACACCCCUUUUGAGCUCAGCAUCAGGCAGAGGUUCAUUGGGAAGCCAGACAUCAGUUACAGGCUGAUGUCAGCUAAAAUGCCUGAAGUGCUUUCCAUUCUGGAAAUGCAGUACAAGAAGAAAAUCGAGUUUAUGCCAGAUUAUUCAGCUUUCAAAAGCAACCCUGAACAAUCUCCCUCUAAUCCAGAAACUUCAAUAUGGAAUUCAGCCAGUGGCUUCAUUGACUGUAUUAGACUGUCCGAGGCUCAAUCUGGAGAGCAACAAGCCCAGCUGCAGGUUCUACAGCCUCCUGUGUCCGACUCAGAAGCCCAGGAACUGAAACAGAUGGUUAUGAAAUUGAAGAACCUGGCCUUGGAAGCAGAGACAGAGUUGGAACGACAAGAUGAAGCCUUAGACAUCAUCACUUCCUCCGUGGACCAUGCAACGACACACAUUGACAAACACAUCCGUCGCAUGAGGAAGCUACUGUAGCCCCCCAGCCAAUAAAUAAGCCCAUGGUAAAAAAAAUAAAUAAAUAAAAAAUUGUGAACUAGCUAAUGUAGGGUACCAAAUUGGCUGUUGUUGUUCUGAACUUACUUAGAGCUGUAGUGUCCAAUACGGUUUUAAAAUAGCUUUCACAUAUUUAAGAAUGGUAUUACAUUACUGGGCCAUUUGAAAAAUGUAUCAGCUGUGUACCUGUAUGGUUUUCCUAUAAAAUUUAUUAGUAUAACAAAAUAUUUUUAAAGUAAUGUUUUGAUUUCUGAGCUAUAGCAGAGAUGUUGACGUACUGAUGCUAGUUGUAGCAGGAGCAGCAUGUAUUCCUAUGGCAAUCGAGCUUAGAAAGGGGAACGAAGCAUGUAUUCCUACAGCUAAAACUAAUUUGAUAAUGAUUGCACAGAAGGAUAAACUAAAGGCAGAAUGUAGCAAACCAACAGGAGUUUUAUUGUAUUAGAAAUGUGCUUAUCAGUAGUAUUUAGGAAGUGAGAUGGUUUUAUGUUGUAGAUCAAUGGAACUACAUUGGGGCUCUGCAGUGCAUACCUGCCCAUGGCCUGCAGUGUCAAAGAAAACACAUUAAGGACCUGAUCAGAAAUGAGGUAGUAAAAAGUAACUGGAAGAAAUGUGUUUGAACAGUUACAUGAUCUGUUUUUGCUCAACGCUGUAUUAUUCUGGAUUUUUGCACAUUGACUAAUCAGUCACACUUCUUAAUCAAGGGAUUUUGCUAAAAGAUGGAAUCUUUAUUUGGUUGGGCGUUUUUUUAAACAAUAAAAUCAUCCUGUAGUGUUAGCUAGUGAUAUAACUUUAAUGAGGUUGAUAUAGACCAAUUUGUAUGUUGUGCAUUAUGUUAGAAAUUUAAACUGGUACAGUAUAUUAGGUUUCAACACAAUUGUGAUGAAAUAAUUUAGGAAUUCGCUGUCACAAAGCAGCAGCAGCUGUUAACUGGUUUUAAAUCUCUUUUUAAUGUACAAGGAAGUCUGCACUAAAGGAAAAUGAAUUAAUCUGUAUAUAGGUCUACUGUACAAUUCUGUAGAAUUAUUUUCCAUUCGUAUGCCUUCGUCCCUACAGGUACAAACAGUAGGUGAGGUAGUGCUUUCUAUUUCUCCUUAACCAUGCUCUUUGCUUACCUUCCCUGGUAAUUUAUGAACACAAACACACAAUCCACCAUUCACAUACUGCAAAUUCCCCUGCACAUGUAGCACAAUCAUUUUAUUUUACAGUGGUAAGGGAUUUAGGGUUAAAAACAUUUACAUAUUAACAGUAAGCUUAAACUGACCUCACACAUGUAGUUUUACAUGUAUAACACUCCUUUGCUAAUCCGUACAUUUAAACAGAUACAGUAAUAAAUAUAUAGCCACACUAGGCAUGCAUCUCUCAUAUUAGAGCCAUAUAUGCUUGUGUUUAUCAUAUUAGUGUUUGAAGCAACACAUGCAAUACUAGAAAUCUCUACUGUGCAGUAAUAAAACCUGCACAUUGUUGUACAGUAUAGUACUAAUAUUUUCUGUACAUGCACAAACAGAUGAACAUAAUUGUAUGUAAAAAAAUAAAAAAUAAUGUGUAAAUAAUUAAUGUAAUUGUAUGUAAAAAUAAUGUGAUAUCUUGUAACAAUUGUAAGUCGCCCUGGAUAAGGGUGUCUGCUAAGAAAUAAAUAAUAAUAAUAAUAAUAAUAAUAAUAAUAAUAAUAAUAAUAAUAAUAAUCCAAACACACUUUGUUAAAAGAAAGGGCAGCUUGAAAAACACAAUUUGUUUGUAACCUAAUGUGCAGCCCAACAUUCAUCAAUGAAAAUACUACAUCGGUCUAACCUGUCUCCUUUAUAAAACAAUAGGACAUCAUUUUAGACACUGACUCGCAGACAUAGUGAAAAAGAGUCAAAUAAUAAUGACCUUUUUCUACUUUAUUUUUUGUAAAUAUUUCAUGCCACUGUUUUCGUUUUUCCUGUGCCUGCGUAAAGCAGGGCUGUCCAACUGAUGGCUGUUGGACCGUUUCUGGCCCACUGAGCUCCACAAUAUGGCUUUUUUGAGAGGAGGUUUCCAAUUUAAGGCUGGCAGAAGGUCACAUUUAUUUUGAUGUACAUACAGUAAGUUUUGGUGAUCUGCUUUUUCAUGGUACUGAUACAGUAGCUCUAAUGUGGUAUUCACAGCUGUGGCAAGGAGUUUAUCCUUCAAAACCAUAUUUAUCAAUAACACAUAAUAGUAGAUGCUUUGUUCUAGAGAAUCCGUUCUAGGUAAUUUUUGCUUUAGGAACUAGACAUUUUAAAUGUAAUAUCUUAGACAAGACAACAUUAUUUAUUUAUUUAUUUCUUAGCAGACACCCUUAUCCAGGGCGACUUACAAUUGUUACAAGAUAUCACAUUAUUUUUACAUAUAAUUACCCAUUUAUACAGUUGGGUUUUUACUGGAGCAAUCUAGGUAAAGUACCUUGCUCAAGGGUACAACAGCAGUGUCCCUCCAGCUGGGAUUGAACCCACAACCCUCCGGUCAAGAGUCCAGAGCCCUAACCACUCCUAACUACUCCACACUGCUAGACUGAUGACACAAAAAGGAAAAAUGAGAAAUUCCUGUUGUCUGGUCCCAAAUUGGCGACCACUACCACAAACCCGUACAUUAAUGUGGGAGAGUCAUUUUUUCUUGGGGUGGAAUUUACACCAAUGAGGUGUGUCCUGUUAGAGCAGUGAUGUAAUGCUGGAUACAAUUCAUGUGACAACCCUCUAUAACAUAAGAUUUGGAUCACAACAGGGUUGCUAAGUUACUGACCAGCACAUGUUUCACAAAGAGACAUCAAUUUACCUGCUUAAAAAACUGAAUUGGAUAAUGUUUACAUUACGGCUAUUGAGAAAAUCGUAAAGUGGUCAAGAGGAUUACUUCACUAAAUCAAAACCAAAUGUAAGCGGUUAAGUGAUUAUGACCUUUAUUUACUUUAUAUAUAAUAUGCUUCUUCAUUGCUUUUUAAUGAGUUUCUGUAUCUAUAAACAAAAUUUAAGUCAUAGAAUCUUUGCCGUAAUUUUAACUGAAAACCAGAAGUUGAGUCAUGCUGAAAAAGCUGGCAUGCUUUUGAUAGUGUUGAUUUGUUCAAUGUGUGUGCUUGUUUUUGAUUUAAUGUGUUUAUAUACUGAAAAUAUGUGUUCAAAAUAGGGAUUCACUGAAUCCAAGUUUUUGGGAUUUGGCUGAAUAUCGAAUCCAUCUCAAAAGAUUCAGCUGAAUACCGAACCAAAUACCGAAUCUACAAAAACUGUCAAGAAAAUUGAAGGAAACUGCUGAAUGAAAAACAGACUGGCAGCUACUAACAAGGGACGCACACAAUCUAUAGUUUUGAGCCUUUUAGUUCAUAGUAUUUUUAUUACCAAAUGGAAAUAUAUCCCUGACUAAGAUUUCAGUUUGAAACUUACACAAUUUACCGCUAGCCCCCUCCCCCCACAACAGAAACAUCAAAAUACAGAACCGUUUACUUCACCUUUACAAGAAAGGAGAGCUGCAUCUUUGUCUAACCCUCUAUUUUCUUUAAUGACGUUUCAACCUGUGUCACCUGAUCUGAAAGCUAUGAGGAAAAAAUUACAGUGAUGAGUGACCUGAAUCUCCCUGUGAAAUAAAACCCAUGCUGAUUUAAAUGCACCGUGUGUGUAACACAUAUCAAAUAGGCUACGAAAUAGUUUAAGAAAUAUUUUAAUAAAACACAGCAGUUCCCAAAUGGUUCAACUUGUAUUGGCACAUUACAAUAACGUAAUUUAAUUUACUGAAGCAUAUUGUUCAACUUCUUGCACAUCUGACAGUUGUAAAGUUAUAAAAAAUAGAUAUUUCUGUGCACCGAUUUUUUUUUUUUUAAUCUCAGUUUGAUCUCUAGAACACGUUUGACAGACAAAGCAACAAUACACAAAAGUCUACAACAGUUUGCCAUUACUAUAUAUUCCAGGUUUACUGCAUAACUUUACUCCAUGAAAAGUGUGAUGUGACUGUGCUGUUGCAUAUGGGGGUUUGUUUGCAUUCAGCAGUUGCAUGACGUGUUUAGUGCAUGUGCCAUCAGUAAUUUAGGGAGUUGAGAGCUGCGACAGAGUUCAUCAAACAUGUUCUUGUUAUUAAAUACAACAGUUACAUUCAAUACUGGAUUUGUGUCUUUUAUUUAAAGAACAUUGGGGGGAUGUAUUAAAAUGGAUGUGCGUCUGGGUGGCUGUAGGAUUCAGAUUCGGUUCACCGAAUCCUAAGUAUUCGGAACCGUGCCCAAAAAGUAGGUAUUCGGGCUGAAUCCAAAACCGAAUAUUGGAUUUGGUGCAUCCCUAGUUCAAAAUAGUGAUGCAGUGUAUUUUUCAGGAAAGUGGGUUGCUAAUUCGAGCAGGUGCAUUAGAUUUAAAUAGUUUGUGUGUGUGUGUGUGUAUACACACACAUUACAUUAUACUGUGAAUGGGGUCAUGCAUUUACAUAAACUCUCAAGUAUUAGAAAUGUAGUACUAAAAUAAAACAUAAGAAAAGAUAAGACUAAAGGCUGCUACCCACCAGACACGAUGCGACAAGUGGAACAGAACCUGUGCUUUUAAUAAGUAUCUUUCACACCACAGGCGAUGCGGGAGCGACACCAGGGCAACACUGGAGCGACGCAAAAUAAAUAGGAUUAAAUCCUAUAUUUUGCUAUUUGUCGCGUGACAACUAGGGAAUUGACCAAUCAGAGAACAGCUUCAAUGCACGUGGUCCAGCAGGGUGAAUCAGUAUUCAAAAUGACGAAGGAAACAAUAAUACUUGCCAUGGAAAAAUACCCAGAGCUUUACAACAGAGGUCAUCGCAAUUAUAAAGAUUUGAAAGACAAUAUAUGGGAGUCCACUUCGAAGCAACUGGAUAAGCCUGGUAUGCAUUUAUUGCCAUAUAUGUUGAAAUAUCUUCAGAGAAGAGACACAUAAUUUCCACAUCAUGUUGUUGAAUUUGUACCUGUCUUGAUCAAAGUUUUGUCAAUAGCAGUUUUUAAUAGUUGUAUAGAUCUGGCAGUUUUAUAAACUUGUCGCAUCGCCUCUGUGUUGCUUGGGAAAGUAUCAUAUCUCCCAGUGAAAAAUCGCAUUGCAUCCUUUCAAAAAACAAUGAUAAUAAUAAAGUUAUGCAAAAUGUCAAAACUAUAUAUAUAUAUAUAUA
Acipenser ruthenus (sterlet) is the source of this 6805-nucleotide messenger RNA. It is a transcript of the gene snap47, whose product is annotated as synaptosome associated protein 47. Bases 404 to 1693 code for a protein of 429 amino acids. Gene Ontology annotation, cellular component: plasma membrane; SNARE complex. NCBI's taxonomy places the organism in Eukaryota, Metazoa, Chordata, Actinopteri, Acipenseriformes, Acipenseridae. The record is from RefSeq and is a predicted model, not a curated record. Gene Ontology annotation, biological process: exocytosis; synaptic vesicle fusion to presynaptic active zone membrane; synaptic vesicle priming. The transcript has 6 exons. Gene Ontology annotation, molecular function: SNAP receptor activity; syntaxin binding.